This is a messenger RNA of Drosophila takahashii, 397 nucleotides long. Its product is annotated as kunitz-type serine protease inhibitor textilinin-2. The record is from RefSeq and is a predicted model, not a curated record. Gene Ontology annotation, molecular function: serine-type endopeptidase inhibitor activity. NCBI's taxonomy places the organism in Eukaryota, Metazoa, Arthropoda, Insecta, Diptera, Drosophilidae.
ACUGUGGGAAUCGUUUUUAGAGAACUUGUUGAGUUCCAAUAGUGAGGGAUGAAAGUAGGUAUUGUUAUUCUGGGCCUUCUGGCGAUUUCGGUGUCAACUGUUCAGCCUGCAAGAAAUAGACUUGCGCUUUGUUAUCUGCCCCAGCAAUUCGGUAAAUGUGGAGGCCAUCGCUUGAUGUGGGCCUUUUCCAAUCAGCAACAAAUGUGCGUCCCAUUUGUUUUCUCAAACUGCGGAGGCAAUGAAAAUCGCUUUUUUACCAAGGAAAAGUGCGAAAAAACUUGCGCAAUACUUCAUAAUCGAUUUGUGCAUGCUAAUUAAUUUUCGGACGGAAAGAUAAUAAACAUAUGCAUGAUAUUGUAAGGAUAUAUAUUAUUCAAAUAAACUGCUUUAGACAACA